Molecule: messenger RNA, 736 nt
Organism: Aspergillus brunneoviolaceus CBS 621.78
Lineage: Eukaryota; Fungi; Ascomycota; Eurotiomycetes; Eurotiales; Aspergillaceae
Exons: 1
Coding region: 96-629 (177 amino acids)
Source: RefSeq, a predicted model, not a curated record
UGGCGAGUCGUUAUACCGCCCAGUUAAUAUACAGAGGUUCAUGGGACUUCUUGGUUAACUAUCUGUACGGUGUGGAAAUCUUCUGAUUGUGAGAGAUGGCACAAUGGGUCCCUUGUACCUUCCCGAUCUAUGCUCUCUGCACACUGAAGAAGACGCCUCGAAUACACCCUGCACAAGAUACCGCGUCCUCGUGCAUCCCCGGGCUGGAAUUGAUGUGCAUAAGGGUCGGCAAAGUCUCGCCCCCGUUAUUGGCACAAAGAGCGAACACGAAUGAUCACGGAACAGGUCGCGAUGUUGUCAGUUUGUUCGGUGGUGUUGAACUCCUUUAUCUUUUGAACACGAGCUGCACGAUCUAUUACUUUAAGAGUAUCGACUUCGCCACGUCGGUUUCCUUGGCUUUCACAGAUCCUCGCAUUAUUUGCACAUUGGUCCCUCCGCAUCCCCCUGUUAGAGUCUGCGCACGAAGUCUCUUCCGACAGGAGCUUCUUUCGUCUGGAUUUCUUCAGAGAGAGUUUGAAAGCUUGCCAGACAAUGCCUCUGAGAACAACUACAACAGAUAUCAGGGGCGCGCAUCUGUACUAGUCUUGUCAGUUCAGUUGUCGCGACUGCAGUCAUCUUCUUCCACUUGAUCGACAAUCAAGCGCGUUUAUCUUAAUCCCUUUUACCCUACGCCUGCCUCUUCGUUCCCUAGCUCAGUCCAUGAUUCAUCAUCGCCACGGCUGUUAUCCGCCUUCUU